Molecule: messenger RNA, 1830 nt
Organism: Helobdella robusta
Lineage: Eukaryota; Metazoa; Annelida; Clitellata; Rhynchobdellida; Glossiphoniidae
Exons: 4
Coding region: 1-1830 (609 amino acids)
Source: RefSeq, a predicted model, not a curated record
AUGACGUCAUCCACUUGUGACGACACCAGUAGGAUGGUUGGUGAUGAUGAUGUGGCAGUCAACAACAACAACAACAGCAACAACAACAACAGCAGCAGCAACAACAACAACAGUCACAACGACAUAACUAUAAACAAUCCCAGCGAGGCUAAAAGUGAAAUAGGCUGUCCUUAUCAUUUAUCAACAACAACUACAGCAGCACUACAACCAACCAUCCUAUCACCUGAUCAGAUUACAUUAAGUUUUUCGACAGCGCUACCGUCAUCUGAUACCAACAACAACAACAACAGCAGCAACGUCAGUAGCAACAACAUCAACAACACUGACAUCACAUCAACGGUUACGUCAUCAGCCGGUGAAAUUGUUCUUGAUGAAGAGUACAACGACAACAACAACAACAACAACGACGACAACAACAGCAGCAGCAGGAGCAACAACAACAACGACAUCUUGAAUGAUAGAGACAACAACAACAACGAAAGCAACAACAACAGCAUCUUGAAUGAUAAAGACAACAACAACAACAACGAAAACAACAACAACAGUAUCUCGAAUACUGACAUCAAGACUGACGAUUGUAACUACGACGACACCGAUAAUGAUAUGACGUCACCGACGUCUGAGGCUGUCGCCAUGUUGAGUUGCAUAGUUGAGGAUGAGGUUGGCGAGUCUGAGGAGAUGAACGAUAAUGACAAUGACGUCAUCAACGAAAACGCCAACAGCAACAACAGCAAUGGCGUCAUCAAUGAGGUCAUCAACAAUGACGCCAAUAUCAGUGAAGAUGUUUGCGUUCAAACCAGUGUUCAACCGCAUGAACAGAUACCUCAACAACAACAACAACAACAACAACAACAACUGCCAGAUAUAGAACAACGUAUAAGGAAGGAAAUUGUUGGAGAUGAGGAUGCCAGGCAAUUCAAAUCUAAAUGUGACAUUUCUCAUCUCAGACAGACCCAAUCAACAUCCAGCUACUCCAGUGACAACAACACCAACAACAUCGUCAAUAGCAGUGUCAACAACAACAACAACAUCAGCAACAACAUCAUCAACAACAUCAGUAUCAACAACACUUACAUCAACGGCAUUAACAACUGCUUCAACAACAACAACAACAACAUUAGAACAAUUUUCAUCAAUAUCACCACCAACACCACAACUGUCGUCAUCUGCAGCUGCUGUAGAGUCAACAACAACAACAACUACUACAGAUACAACACCAUCAACAACACCAUUAACCACCACAAAAACAACUACUACAUCCAUGACAACAACAACAACAACAGCGAAACAGAAAGUGUUUUAGAAAUCCUUAAUAAUGACGACAACAAGACAGAUUACUUCAACAAUGACAACAACAACGACAACAUCAAUAAAAACAACUACAACGACAACAUCAAUAACAUUAACAACAACAACAACAACGACAACAUCAAUAACAUUAACAACAACAACAACAACGACAACAUCAAUAACAUUAACAACAACAACAACAACGACAACAUCAAUGACAUUAACAACAACAACAACAACGACAACAUCAAUGACAUUAACAACAACGACAACAACAACAUGGCAAACAUCAACAACAAAGACAACAACUUCACCGCCGGCGACAAAAACGCCGACGACAUCGUCGCCACCGGCGUCAAAAACGUCAACGACAUCAUCUCCAAAAACGUCAACGUCGUUGUCGUCGUCAUCGGCAAAAACGUCACCAACAUCAUCAUCAUCAUCAUCCAAGACGACGAUGACGUCAUCAAAGACAUCAACAACAACAUUAACGACUGUUACAAGGAAAGGAUCUUUGGAUAUUGGGUCGUCGCUGAAUAA